AGUACGCCGAACACGCAACGACGAAAACCGUGCCCUCGUUACAUCUCUCUCCACGCGCACGUACGCGCGUGCGCGGGCUAUUUCUACCCCGCGCCAAGUAGUAGUAGACGUCCACAAUUCUCGGAGCUCGUCGUUGAUCGAUCGAGAAAGAAGAGCAUAGCAACCAAAAGUGAUUAGUUGCACGUAAGCUAGCUAGCUUAAUUAUCGAUUGCAAUAGCAAGUGUGCAAAUGGAGCUGGGUGUGCCGCUGCCACGGCGGCCCGUGCCGGGGAGCUACGGCGUGCCGUUCGUCUCGGCCGUGCGCGACCGGCUCGACUUCUACUACCUGCAGGGGCAGGACAGGUACUUCGAGUCGCGCGCCGAGAGGUACGGCUCCACCGUCGUCCGCAUCAACGUCCCGCCGGGCCCCUUCAUGGCGCGCGACCCCCGCGUCGUCGCGCUCCUCGACGCCAGGAGCUUCCCGGUCCUCUUCGACGUCGCCAAGGUCGAGAAGAGGGACGUGUUCACCGGCACGUACAUGCCCUCCACCUCCCUCACCGGCGGCUACCGCGUCUGCUCGUACCUCGAUCCUUCCGAGGCUAACCAUGCCAAGGUCAAGCAGCUGCUCUUCUCCCUCCUGGCCUCCCGCAAGGACGACUUCGUCCCGGUCUUCCGCUCCAACUUCGGCGCGCUCCUCGACACCGUCGAGUCGCAGCUAGCGAGCGACGGCAAGUCCAACUUCACCGGCCUCAACGACGCCACCGCUUUCGAGUUCAUCGGCGAGGCCUACUUCGGCGUGCGCCCCUCCGCGUCGAGCGCUCUAGCCACCGGCGGGCCGACCAAGGCCGCCAAGUGGCUGCUCUGGCAGCUCGCUCCCCUCACCACGCUCGGCCUACCUAUGCCCAUCGAGGAUCCGCUCCUCCACACGCUGCCGCUGCCACCCGUCCUCGUCAGCUCCGACUACAAGGCGCUGUACGCGUACUUCGCCGCCGCCGCGUCGCAGGCGCUCGACACCGCCGAGAGCCUUGGCCUGUCGCGGGAGGAGGCCUGCCACAACCUGCUGUUCGCGACGGUGUUCAACAGCUACGGCGGCUUCAAGCUGCUGCUCCCGAAGAUCCUGGCGCGCGUCGCGGCGGCCGGCGAGAAGCUGCACGAGGGGCUGGCCGCGGAGAUACGGAACGCGGUGGCCGACGCCGGCGGCAACGUGACGCUGGCCGCUCUGGAGAAUAUGGAGCUGACCAGGUCGGUUGUUUGGGAGGCGCUGCGGCUGGACCCGCCGGUCAGGUUCCAGUACGGCCGGGCCAAGGCCGACCUGCAAAUCGAGAGCCACGACGCGUCAUACGCGAUCAAGAAAGGGGAGAUGUUGUUCGGGUACCAGCCGUGCGCCACCAGGGACCCGCGCGUGUUCGGCCCCACGGCGAGGGAGUUCGUCGGCGACCGGUUCGUCGGCGAGGAGGGGAGGAAGCUACUGCAGUACGUGUACUGGUCCAACGGGCGAGAGACAGAGAACCCUAGCGCCGACAACAAGCAGUGCCCCGGCAAGAACCUGGUGGUGCUCGUCGGCAGGCUGCUGCUCGUCGAGCUGUUCCUCCGGUACGACACCUUCACCGCCGAGGACGGCACAAACGUGGUCAUCACCGGGGUCACAAAAGCUGCAACCUCCGUCACUGCUUAAGUCGGCCAUCGAUCACUCACUGGAGGCGAUGGCCUCCUACGUAUACAAUAACAAAUGCUCGUAGCUGAAUAAUCCUUGCAUGGCUAAACACUAAUAUGUAUUUAUAUUCUGUUUAUUCUUUCGAUUACACAUUUAUAUUUUUGUUGUUCGCUGUUGAUCAUUGUAGUUGGGUGGAGUAUAUAGCAAUGCUGACAGUCUGUAAUUAACACCUCUAAUAUGUACUUGUAAGAUCGAUCCUAAACUUAUUAAAUCUUAUGCA
Molecule: messenger RNA, 1912 nt
Organism: Oryza brachyantha (malo sina)
Lineage: Eukaryota; Viridiplantae; Streptophyta; Magnoliopsida; Poales; Poaceae
Product: allene oxide synthase 2
Exons: 1
Coding region: 229-1653 (474 amino acids)
Biological process (GO): sterol metabolic process
Molecular function (GO): heme binding; oxidoreductase activity, acting on paired donors, with incorporation or reduction of molecular oxygen; monooxygenase activity
Source: RefSeq, a predicted model, not a curated record